Molecule: messenger RNA, 2962 nt
Organism: Gigantopelta aegis
Lineage: Eukaryota; Metazoa; Mollusca; Gastropoda; Neomphalida; Peltospiridae
Product: inositol polyphosphate 5-phosphatase K-like
Exons: 12
Coding region: 292-1515 (407 amino acids)
Biological process (GO): phosphatidylinositol dephosphorylation
Cellular component (GO): cytoplasm; ruffle; plasma membrane
Molecular function (GO): phosphatidylinositol-4,5-bisphosphate 5-phosphatase activity
Source: RefSeq, a predicted model, not a curated record
UUGAUGACGUUUUUCUCAGUGACCUACUGCUUUAGUUUUGAUUUAGAUCUCGGUUACUAGCAAAAUGCCAUAAUCUGCUGACCGUAACAACUCAUUGCCGUUUGAUGUUCCUAAUUUUAGUUGGUAGAUUACGUUCAUAAUAAAUAAUGGCUCCUGUAAUUGUGAGCUGAAAUGGUUGAACUUGACAGAAGUGUUUUUAAUAGUUUUCAUGACAUAAUCCAUCUGUCACCGUGAUUCAGUUUCCACACCAGGUCCACAUACAACACUGAAGUGUAAGAUACUGUGCAAAAGAUGUCGAAGACUAGUCAGUCAAAGUGUAUCAGGUUGUUCCUCUGCUCUUGGAAUGUAGGAUCUUCAAAGCCAGUGUCAAGUUUUGUUGAUGCUUUGAACUUGGAUAGCAAUGAUCUUCCAGAGCUUUAUGCUCUCGGACUACAAGAAGUUGAUGCUUACGAUUUACGUGUCGAUGAACAUGCAUGGUCAAAGGCUCUCUUGAAGGACCUUGGUGCUAAAGGUUAUGUACGGAUAAAAGUGCGAAGAUUACAAGGAUUGAUGACUUUUGUGUUCGUCAAAAGAUCCAUUCUUCCUUUUGUGUCAAGUAUUGAAUCUGAAGCAACGAGGACAGGUUUUGGUGGCUUGUGGGGUAACAAAGGAGGCGUCAGUAUUCGGCUUGAUGUGUUUGAUGUGAAUCUAAUCAUUGUCAACUCGCACCUUGCAGCUCAUCAAAACAAUGUCGCUGAAAGAAUGACUGAUUUUGACAGUAUAUUAGAUGAUCAAAGGUUCCGAGAUGAAGAUGUUGAAAACAUUUUAGACCAUGAUUACGUGUUUUGGAUGGGCGAUCUCAAUUUCCGACUCGAUGACCUUAGCAGAGAUGAGAUCCUAAAACAUGUAUCAGAGAAACAAUUUGAUAAGCUUCUCGAAAAUGACCAGCUUAUCAAGUGUUGCAAACAGAAGUUAAUGUUUGAGGACUUCCAUGAAGGUGAAAUAACAUUCCCUCCUACCUACAAGUUUGAUGUGGGAACAGAUGACUACGAUACAAGUCCCAAGCAGCGACUCCCGGCAUGGUGUGACCGGAUUCUGUGGCACGUCUAUGAUUCCAGUUACGACACCGUGCAUCUUGCCGUGAAGCCGCUUGGUUACACCAGUCACUCCGCGUACCAGAUCAGUGACCACAAACCAGUGACAGCCACCUUUGAGAUUAAUGUGUUUUCAACUCCAGUUGAGUCGCACAUAGUUUUCCAUUCUCCGAGUAAGAUCUCUGCUGGUGUUGAUAUGGUCGUCAAAUACUCGGUGAAUCAUUACAGUAAGGCCUCCACAUCAGACUGGAUCGGUCUGUACAAGUCUGAUUUCUCAAGUUUCCGAGACUACAUUACAUAUGUAUGGGCCGUAGACGACGCAGAGAAAAAGGUGACGAUCAAAGGCAGCUAUUUGAGAGUGAAGCCUGGAGAGUAUUAUCUGUGUUACCUCACAAGAAAAUACUCACUGCUAGGAAUGAGUGAGCCCUUUAGGAUUGAUUAAGUGGUUUUCACCAAAUGACGAAAGAAAUCCAUUUCUUAUUUUGAGUGUAUCGGCCAAGACUUAGUCUACCACCAUCAUGACGGUAACAUCAGAGUUCAGAUGAGCAUUCUACCACUGGCCCAUAAUCCACACCAACAGUAACAAAAGACAAUUGUCUUUUAGUGGCAUAGUGAGAGUGUGUGGCAAGGCAUAAUUUUCACUCUCCAUUAAAAUACAUUUCUCUGAAAACCAAACAGAUUUUCCCUAGGAAUAUUCUUCUGAUGAUUUACUUGACACUACAUGUAAUAGUUUAUGACAAGUAUAACAAGCAACAAAAAUUAAUAAGUCGUGGUCUUAUUGAAUAAGCAAAAUGUUGGUAAAUGGGCUAUUAGAAUUUUUUCUGAUCUUUGAAAUAUUUCAUGAUCUUUGGAAAAAACUGACAAUAUUAGAACAUUAUAUAUAUGUAUACAUAUAUAUAUAUAUAUUAAGAAACUAAUUAAAUAUUUUGUGUUCAUAAUCACUAAUAAUAAUUUUAAAUACUGAGAAUGAAAUUGUAUGAAUUUUUACUAUUGGUUUGAUGUAUAUCCUGGUAAGAAUGUGUUUUAUCUGUUUAUCUGUUAGUUGUUUUUAUGGGAUUGACAUUAGUUAUUUUAAUUUCAUUUUGUUACGGUAGUCCAAUUAAACUUAAAUUGAAUAUCAUUUCAGGACGAAGCAUUGAAUUUGGGGAUUUAUUUUUAAAAUUAGGAUUUUGCUACAAUUGUAAAAAUGAUGUCUUUCAGAUAUUUGGGAAUUCCAUCUCAUAAUAAUAAUCUUACACUUUCGACCCAAAAUCUGGGAUUUGUAGAUGUAUGGAAUCCUGCUAAAUUCACAACCUGUAUUAUACAUUGUAGAACUGGUUGCCUUAAUUAAUGUAGACUGGAAAAUCAGCAAAAUAUAUUUUUACUAAAUUUACAUAAAUUUACAUUUAUUCCUUUUUGUAUGUAUGCAUUUCUAUUUUGUGUUUUUAGGGAUUUUUUUCUGAUUUACAUCUUGCACAGUAGCCACAAAUCAAACAGAAAGCUAUAUUUGGAAUGUUUUUAUUAUGUUUUUAACCAAACACAGUGUGACUGAGGUCAAACAUCCAUUUGUACAUGAUCCAUUUCUGUCUGUUUAUGCAUGAACUAAACAUGCACAUAUCAGUUCAGGGAUGGAAAUAGGAAGUAAAAUAUGACCUGCUGUUACUUUUUAAAAUAGCAGUCAAAAGAAAUUAGUCCUGCUAAGAACAAACAGCUUGGGAUGAGGAGAGGGUUUAAGAAUAUUGUGUGAAAAAUUAAGUUUAAGAGCAUUAUGGAGUUAAAUUAUAAUGACAAGCUAAAUAGCAGAUGAGAUAAUCAUACAUACAUACCUCUCACUGUUUCUCUUUCUGUCUCUCUCUCUCUCUGUCUCUGUCUCUACCGGCCUCGGUGGCGUCGUGGCAGGCCAUCGGUCU